Mercurialis annua (annual mercury) is the source of this 1319-nucleotide messenger RNA. Its product is annotated as trans-resveratrol di-O-methyltransferase-like. Gene Ontology annotation, biological process: methylation. Lineage: Eukaryota; Viridiplantae; Streptophyta; Magnoliopsida; Malpighiales; Euphorbiaceae. The transcript is spliced from 3 exons. The record is from RefSeq and is a predicted model, not a curated record. Gene Ontology annotation, molecular function: S-adenosylmethionine-dependent methyltransferase activity; protein dimerization activity; O-methyltransferase activity. The coding region runs from base 154 to 1248 and encodes 364 amino acids.
UUUUAUGUAGGUUCGUCGGUGCUUGAAAUGAAUAUUGGUAGCUACCAACUCUUAAUUUCUAGUUACAUGUGAUUAAUUCAUCUGCAUAUAUAUCAGCAGAUAUACAUAUCAGAAAAUAUAAACACUUUCACUAGAUAUAUAUAUACUCUAAAGAUGAGUACUAAUUCGGGUGAUGAUACUACUAACCUAAUUCAAGCUCAAGCACACAUAUGGAAUCACAUCUUCAACUUCAUAAACUCAAUGUCUCUUAAAUCUGCUAUUCAACUCGGAAUCCCCGACGCGAUCCACAACCAUGGCAAACCGAUCUCUCUAUCUCACCUCAUUGCCUCCUUACAAAUCCACCCAACCAAAUCCCGUUGCAUCGCUCGUCUUAUGCGCAUUUUGAUCCAUUCCGGUUUUUUCGCUAGCGAAAAGCUCAACGAAUUGGAUCGUGUCAAUGACGAAAAGGAAGAAGAAGGUUAUGUUUUGACGAAUGCAUCUCGGCUACUUCUUAAGGAUAACCCGUUGAGUGUGAGUCCGUUCUUGCUAGCCAUGCUUGAUCCAAUUUUAACAGAUCCAUGGCAUUUUAUGAGCACUUGGUUUCAGAAUGAUGAUGCUACUCCAUUUGAUACUUGCCAUGGAAAGACAUUUUGGGAGUAUGGUGGUCAUGAACCAAAGCUCGCCAAUUUCUUUAAUGAAGGUAUGGCAAGUGAUGCUAGAUUGGUGACUAGGAUUCUGAUUAAUGAAUGCAAAGAAGUAUUUGAAGGAUUGAAGUCAUUGGUGGAUGUUGGAGGUGGAACUGGAACUAUGGCUAUCUCCAUAGCUAAAGCAUUUCCUCACAUAGAUUGCAUUGUGUUUGAUCUUCCUCACAUUGUUGCUGGUUUUCAAGAUUUUGACAACUUGAAAUAUGUUGGGGGUGACAUGUUUCAUGCAAUUCCUCAGGCAGAUGCUGUUUUACUGAAGUGGAUUUUGCACGAUUGGAGUGAUGAAGAAUGUGUGAAGAUACUUAAACAAUGUAAAGAAGCAAUUAAGGGUAAAGAAGGAGGAAAAGUGAUAAUUAUAGAUAUAAUUAUGGGACACCAAACUACAGGGACUAACAAAGACUCUAUUGAAACACAGCUCUUCUUUGAUAUGCUUAUGAUGGUUUUGCUUACUGGUCGAGAAAGAAAUGAAAAAGAAUGGGCUAAUCUGUUUAUUAAUGCUGGUUUUAGAGACUAUAAAAUUAUUCCUACAUUGGGUUUAAGAUCUAUUAUUGAAGUUUAUCCUUAAUUAUUCCUACCUUGUAAUCAUUUCAUGGAUGAUGAUAAUGAUUUGGUUCAACCAAGUUCUUUAAUUUGAUA